AUGGAUGAUCUUAUCCAUUUUGGUAAUGAUCUUGCUAAAAUCUCUACAAUCAAAUACAAUCUUGACAUCUCUUUUAAAAUUAAGGACCUGGGUUCCCUUAAAUAUUUUCUUGGCCUUGAAAUCGCAAGAACAAAAUCUGGUAUUUUCAUUUCCCAACAUAAAUACACCCUUGAUUUGCUCACUGAUGUUGGUCUCCUGGCUACCAAACUUGUUUCGACACCAAUGAGCAGACCUUCCAUCAUCCACUAUGAUGAACCAGUUUCUAAUAUUACAACAUAUCUUCGUCUCAUUGGUCAUCUAAUUUACCUCACCACAACUCGUUCAGAUAUCACUUAUGUUGUCCAACAACUUAGUCAGCACAUGUCUUCUCCUUUAACCUCACAUCAUCAUGCAGCCAUACGGGUUCUACGCUACUUGAAGAAUCUUGGGCAAGGUUUGUUUUUCUCUGCAAAAUCUUCUCUUCAACUCAAAGUUUUUAGUGAGUCUGAUUGGGCCUCUUGUCUCUUAACUCGAUGGUGA
This is a messenger RNA of Cicer arietinum (chickpea), 519 nucleotides long. Lineage: Eukaryota; Viridiplantae; Streptophyta; Magnoliopsida; Fabales; Fabaceae. The record is from RefSeq and is a predicted model, not a curated record.